Messenger RNA from Fragaria vesca subsp. vesca, 852 nucleotides. RefSeq lists its product as uncharacterized. The transcript has a single exon. The record is from RefSeq and is a predicted model, not a curated record. Gene Ontology annotation, biological process: shoot system development; root development. Bases 1 to 852 code for a protein of 283 amino acids. Lineage: Eukaryota; Viridiplantae; Streptophyta; Magnoliopsida; Rosales; Rosaceae.
AUGGCUCAACCAGUGAGGUCUAUUAGCUUGCCCUCUAGGCUAAACCCCAUUUCCCAAAAGAUUGAGUCUGAGUUAAACAAGUUAAGGACUUGUAGAUCUUCAAGUCCUCUAGGGAGUGAGUCUCUUUUAAUCAAUUUGUCAGGUCUAGCAGAGCUGUUCAAUUCCAUUGAGGAACUGGUUCAAUCUCAACUGACCCAACAAGUUCUUAACCACCAGCAGUGUAAAGCACUAGUGGAAGAGACACUGGAAGGGUCAGUUUGGUUGCUAGACACAUGUGGCAAUGCUAGAGACUUGCUCUUGACGAUGAAGCAACAGGUUCAAGACCUACAAUCCGCUUUACGUAGGAAGAAGUCGAGCAUUGACAGCAGUGUUCAUGCUUACCUUUGCGUUAGGAAGAAGGCAAAGAAGAAUGUCGCAACGAGCCUCGGAGAAUUGAAGAAGAUGGAGACCAGAUUUGGGUGUUUAUUGCAUCUGUUGGAUGUAGACUACAAUGUACUAGUUGUGAUCAAAUUGUUAAGAGAAUUAAGUGCUCUCACGGUUUCUAUGUUUCAGUCCCUAUUUGUGUCUUUAUCCAUGCCAGUGACUACUAGGUGGUCACUGGUAUCAAAACUGAAGGCUGUAACAUUUGCGACAGCCUCGGAGAAAGAGCAGAAGGUUCACAAUGAAGUUGGAACAGUUGAUGUUGCUCUAUGCUCACUACACAAGAGUGAUGCCAAGAUGGAUGUGAAGAAGGUGCAGUUGAAAUUGGAGACACUUGGUUGUAGUAUAACUGGGCUUGAAGCUGGUUUGGAAAGACUGUUCAGAUGCCUACUACAACAUAGAGUGUCUCUUCUUAAUCUCCUUACGCCAUAA